Messenger RNA from Striga asiatica, 408 nucleotides. NCBI's taxonomy places the organism in Eukaryota, Viridiplantae, Streptophyta, Magnoliopsida, Lamiales, Orobanchaceae. The record is from the annotation of a GenBank genome assembly.
UAUAAAUAUAGAAGCCAAUAUGAUGAGUUUUUCACCCAAAACGAAAAUCAUUACAAUUUUUUUUUUUUUUUUAAAGAAUAGAUGGGUUUCAAAGUACUUCGUCUUUUCACCUAUCUCUUCCCAAUGGUUCUCUUCACAUCUUUAAUGGUUCUCUUCUUAUCUUUGGAUGUCACAGCUAGAGAAUUGACUACAAGUUCAAAUCACAUGACCACCACUAGAGAAUUGACUACAAAUCCAAAUGAAAUGAUCACCCGAAUGGACAUAAAACACAUCCACCGUCGCCUAAUGUUCCACCGCCGGGACAAUGUGAUUCAGGCAACUGUUGUGGGCAGGCCAACGACCAUUUUGGUUCUUGUAACUGCUGUUAAGAGAAAUAUAACGCCUUCUUACAAUUGGAUAACUUGCUAG